Molecule: messenger RNA, 2517 nt
Organism: Kwoniella botswanensis
Lineage: Eukaryota; Fungi; Basidiomycota; Tremellomycetes; Tremellales; Cryptococcaceae
Exons: 14
Coding region: 1-2517 (838 amino acids)
Biological process (GO): amine metabolic process
Cellular component (GO): plasma membrane
Molecular function (GO): primary methylamine oxidase activity; copper ion binding; quinone binding
Source: RefSeq, a predicted model, not a curated record
AUGCCACAGGACCAUCGAUACCAACCAUUGUCGAAGGAGGUGGAAGCAGAGAUUCAUGAGGAGGUUACUGCAACCAAGGCCAAGAAGAAGUACUUUGAAACGAAAACGAUUCUUGCUUUACUCUGUGGAGUGCUUCUAGUGCCCACUGCCACUUGGAUCGUCGGCCCCACUAACCUCAUCGAGGGUGAGCUCGUCCAGAGCUUUGGUAGCGAAGGUCGCCAACCGGUGUCCCUUUGCGAAGCCACCGAUCUUUUGUCCAUUCAAGCCCCAAAGAAGAAUAUCUGGAAGAAUCUUUCAAUCAAGGAGGCGACCGAUAUCCGUGAUUGGCUUUGGCAGCCAGAGAGAGGUCUGAACCUUACAAAAUCAGCCAUCGCGGCCGACAACGACAAUGCAAUCUUCUUGAUUGAGGCGUAUAUUCCGCCGAAAGCUGCUGCACUAGCUUACCUCAAUGGCUCGGCCGAAGCGCCGCUCAAAUAUGCCCAUGCCGUGGUCCAUCAUGGGAAUACCGAACAGAUCGUGGACUACUUAAUCGGACCUUUGCCAUUGUCCAGCGAAACUUCGAUGCGACCGUUGACUGAGAUCUAUCAUCGACCAGAGAUUCCAUACAAUGCUCAUGGCUUCAACCCCAACUCGACUACGAUGGGUCUACUUUUGGGCUCCACCUUCGGCCCGAUGAGCGACAUCACUAUGGACCUCUUCGGGGGCAUCUCCAAGGGGCAUGCCAACGAUACAUUGAUCGGCUCUGCGACAGCACCUAUGAGCUACGAUGGCUCUUGGAGGAAAGCUUGGGUGGGGCUCAAGCUGAAUGUCCCGGGACAUUACCUCUUCCCUGUCGACCUUUACGCUUACUUUGAUCUGAGCGGAACCGAUCCCUCUCAAUGGAAGCUCUUGAAAUUGGUCUACAACGGCCAAGUGUUCGCUUCCGAAGCCGAGUUCCGGAAAGCUUGGUCCGAAGGCAAACUCAAAAAAUCUAAGAAGCCGCUGCUGAAUGAUACCUCUGAAUGGGCGACUCGAACGCGUAAGAACAAGGGCGGCAGGAGAGAUCUCGAUGACCGUGCUGGACCGAGGAGCGUCAGCUUUGAUGGCCUUCGUUUCAGAGUCGAUCAAGAGGAGCAGUACCUCACUUGGAUGGACUGGUCUCUCUAUCUCGGAUUCGAGAGGGACAUGGGUCUGAAUUUCUGGGACAUCAACUUCAAGGGGGAAAGGAUCAUCUACGAGAUUUCACCCCAGGAAGCCAUGGCUCAGUACUCUGGCACAGAUCCUCACCAGGCGACGACUGUAUUCCUUGAUAGGGCCUUCGGCAUGGGCGCAUCUGUCAAGGAACUCAUGGUCGGCUACGACUGUCCCGCCGAAGCUGUCUACCUUCCUGCAACUGUACACACGGCCACCGGUUCUUCAACCCGGCUAAACGCCAUCUGCGUCUUUGAGAAAGAUUCCACCAAGCCCCUCAGUCGACACACCGGCUGGCUCAAGGACGAGAUGGGUGCCAUCAAGGGCUACGAGCUGACAGUCAGGUCGAUCAGUACUGUUGGCAAUUACGACUACCUGUUCGAUUUGACCCUUCAGCUGGACGGAACUCUGGAGCUGCGUGUCUCUGCCUCUGGAUAUCUGCAAGGAGGAGUAUGGGAUGCAAGCCAGGCUCCGUACGGCCAUCAGAUCAGGGACACCUCGAUGGGAUCGUUACAUGAUCAUGUGAUCAACUACAAGGUGGACUUCGAUAUCGCUGGGACUCGAAACUCGCUCAUGUCUGCCAUGCUUGAGAUGGAAGAGACCACUGCACCAUGGGUCGACGAAGACUGGGGAGAGACUUUCAAGCAGCAGCGUGUGGUACGAAAGAUGAUCAAGAGUGAGAACGAUAGCAAACUUGAAUACGCCAAGAACAUGGAGGGAAUGUACAUUGUCACCAAUGAGGAGGAACACAACUCUUGGGGAAACGCCAGAGGUUAUGCCAUACACCCGGGAGCCAGUACCAUUCAUCUUACGAACCUCGAUUGCAAGCGGACCGAAAACAAUGUCAACUGGGCUAAGCACUCUCUGGCAGUGACGAGACGUCACGAUAACGAGCCAUAUUCGUCGUCCAUGUGGAACAUUCACUUGCCAGGCAAGCCGACCGUUGACUUCUACAAGUUCUUCGACGGCGAGUCGCUCGAGCAGGAAGACCUCGUGGUAUGGCUUAACCUCGGCACGCAUCACCUGCCUAGAGCGGAGGAUUCGCCUCAGACCCUGACAAACGUGGCGACGUCAUCUGUGCUGCUCACCCCCUACAACUUCCACGACUACGACGUCUCGAUGGAUGCACUCAACGCCAUCAUACUUAACGCGCCUGAGCCUGGUAAACCCUGGAAAGUCGAUGAGAACGGCGUGAAGCCUUCGUACUGCAUGCCCCGAAAGCUACCUGACUUCUCAUACACCGGGCUCUUGCAAUUUGAGGAAGACGGCUCGCCCGCCACGCCUGCCGAGAUCAUAGAGCAGCGAAGAAUCGCCGAAUCUUGGCACGGCCUACACGCGCAGAUCUAA